Messenger RNA from Pediculus humanus corporis (human body louse), 2469 nucleotides. Its product is annotated as death associated protein kinase, putative. NCBI's taxonomy places the organism in Eukaryota, Metazoa, Arthropoda, Insecta, Psocodea, Pediculidae. Gene Ontology annotation, biological process: protein phosphorylation; intracellular signal transduction; positive regulation of apoptotic process. Bases 1 to 2469 code for a protein of 822 amino acids. Gene Ontology annotation, molecular function: ATP binding; protein serine/threonine kinase activity. Gene Ontology annotation, cellular component: nucleus. The record is from RefSeq and is a predicted model, not a curated record. The transcript has 8 exons.
AUGAUCAUAAACGGUUUGCUCACGAUAUUCUCCGUACCUCAGUCGUUCGGAGCAGAGCACACAGCAGGAAAAUAUGCUACGGUGAGAAGGUGCAGGCAUAGAAAAACCGGAGUUCAAUAUGCAGCAAAAUAUUUAAAGAAAAGAAGAAGAUCGACCGAUUUGCGAUACGAGAUACUUCACGAGGUCGCCGUUCUUCACGCGUGCGCUCAGUGUCCCCGAAUUGUGAACCUGAUACAGGUUUUCGAAACAACAAACGAGAUGAUUCUCGUUUUAGAAUUGGCAUCCGGUGGUGAACUUCAAACUCUUUUAGACAAUGACGAAAUCCCAGAAGAAAAAGUUGUCAAAAGAUUCAUGAGGCAAAUAUUAGACGGAUUGGAAUUUUUACAUUCUGUUAAUGUUGCACAUCUCGACAUAAAGCCUCAAAAUUUGGUGCUCACGAGCGAAUUCCCCGGAUGCGAUGUCAAAUUAUGCGAUUUUGGUAUAUCCAGGUACAUUGGACAAAGCGCAGACAUAAGAGAAAUAUUAGGGACGCCCGAUUACGUGGCUCCAGAAAUUCUCAAUUACGAAGCAAUAAGUCUAGCAACGGAUAUGUGGUCGGUGGGUGUUUUGCUUUACGUUCUCCUGACCGGGUGUUCACCGUUCGGAGGCGACACGAAGCAAGAAACAUUUUGCAACAUAUCCCAAUGCAAAUUAGAUUUUCCCGAUGAUCUUUUCGAAGACAUAUCGGAAGAUGCUAAAGACUUAAUGAGAAGGCUGAUGGUCAAAGAUUCGAGUUUGAGGUUGACCGCUACGGAAUGUUUGGAGCAUUCGUGGUUUCAAAGUGAAGAAUUGCCGGUGAUGAUGCCGACUCAAUGUGAAAGUCCGAUAGAUAAUAAUAAUACUGUUAUUCCAACGAAUAUUAGAACAGAGGUACUUAUAAGAACUCCGGAAUCACCUAGGAAAAUAAUAGACGGAUCGGUUAAAAGACAAUCGAGCUUUCGUAGAACACCCGAAAUGACGAGGAAAACUAUCGAAUGCGUACGAAGGACUCCGGAAACGGCUCAUAAAUUAAUGGUUCACGGAUUUCUCAAGAGAACGCCGGAAGUGACGAGAAAAUCAUUUCCGAGUCCCGAGCCCGUGAGAAAAUUAACGGAGAUAAAUCCGUCGAAUAAAGCGAACAUAGAGAAAAACGUCGGGAAAUCCGGAGAGAAAACUCGUAAGCAUUCAUUUAACGAAUCGUUGGACGAUUUGAAUUCAAUACGGGAAAAAACGAGAAAGUUAUCGGAGGGAAAACCUUUUGAAAAUCGUAGGCAAACGUCGAUGAGAGAUUUGAGCAGGAGGUCGUCGAUCGAACUCCUCGUCAACGGUUUAACGAAGAAAAGGCAAACGUCGUUUCGGGAAACGGGAAAAAAAAACGUCAAUGACGGGGGGAGUAAAAAUUUUUUGAAUAACGACGAGUCGUCGACAACAGUGCCAAAGAAUAAGAAUUGUUGCCAAAACGAAAAGGUAAUUAAAAAAAAAUUUGAAAGUUCGAAAGUCGAAGAAGCCGUUAAGGAAAACGUAACGAGCGCGGUUAAACCCCCGUCCCCAAGCGAGCAAAAACAUCGGGAACAAAAGCAACAACAACAACAACAGCAACAACAGCAACAGCAACAACGUUACCACCCAAACGAAACGCAAAAAAGUCAAACUCUACAUAAAAAUUUAACUUUUUUUUUAAAAAACGAAGACUCUCAUAAGAUAUAUUUUGAAAAUACGAUGAAAAAAGCGCUGUCGGCUCAAACACUGCCCAUACACCCGAUUUUCCACAGGAGCAUAGAUAAAACGAUAUACAAAUGCAAGAGAAUAUUCAUAGACGACGAAAUCGGCAACAACGCGACCAUAUUAAUACCGGUAAAUUCGGGUCAGUCAUCCAUGUCGUCAAUUUCCGGUACGAGUUCGGAAACGAGUUCCAUAACGUCGGACACGGUGAGCGAAAUGUCCGUCGAUUCGAGCGGAGAUUGUUCGAGUUUUAUAUCGUCGGACGAUUCUCUCGACUACGUGUACAAAAGCGUUUGGGACUCGGGAUUGAAAGCCGGAAAAGUUUGGAUAAAAGAAUGCCGGGGAUCAUUCGAAAGAGCUCUCAGUCGGUUUAAUUUGGAUAAACCGUCGGGAGGAAACGGUGGAGGGGGAGGAGGAGUCGCCGGAGAGGGAGGAAACAAUACGAGUCCUACGUCUCCUCACAGGUAUCAGAAAAACUGCAGCGGGGGUUUAAACCGUAAAUCCAUAUACAUGUCGUCGCCGAUAUUAAAUAAAAUUGGAAAUCUCGGAACGGUCGGAUGCACGGACACGAGAAAAUAUGGCGUCCAAUUGAUGAAAGAAGGAAACGGAAAUUUGGUCGUCAUUAGAGAAGUCAAAGCCGGAAGAUAUACAAAAUUUAGCGAAGUUAAAUGCGAAUCCGUUCAAAUGUCGAUUAUGAAUAUAUACAUAUGUGAAUAUUAUUAUCACUAG